CCGCGCGGCUCAUUACGUUAAUAUUCAUGGUGAUGGUUUAUCAAAAUAUGCAAAUAAUUUCCAAUACAAUUGUACCUAUGCUAAGUGUUUAGUGAAAAAUAAUAUGAAUAUAAUUAAGUAGUUCAGUGACUUCGUUAGUGGAGUGUAAGUGCUUAUUUAGGUAUUUUAUUGUGUCUAUAGUAUAGAGCCUUGUGAAUUUGUGACCACAUAAAACCCGUUCAGUCUGUUCAAAACAUUUGGAUUUGGAAUAUUGGCCGAUGGAUGAUUAUAAAAGCUUUUUUGGGGAGAUGUUGGAGCUUUGGAAGCGUUCUCGUGUCUUGUCUAACUUCAGAUUUAAGUACUUAUGAUCCACUGUUCAGAAUAGAGUUGCCCCCACAAGAAAUGAACGAGACUAGAAGAAUCCUGAGAGGACGCGAUGUUGGUGACACGAGGCCGUAUAUGGUAUACAUGCGACCAGCACCAAACCCACAAAAUACAGAAGUCACGGUGGACGCUAACUGGUUAUGCGGCGGGGUCAUCAUUGACGAGCGGUACAUCCUGACUUCAGCAGCCUGCAUCGAGGACAUCAAACAUUUCUAUGUCGUCUCCGGGAUGAAAAGUUGGGUUCCGGCAUCUGACACUAAUAACGAAUGUAUAGUCAAUGGUGCGAAGAAAGCUGUAUGGAAGUGCGUACCAAAAAGUUAUGUAUUUGACGGUCACGAUUUCGACAACAUCCGCUGGAUGGCGAACGACAUUGCAGUUGUGAAAGUUGAAGACGAUUUCAACUUCAACCGGCGUGUUCGAGGAUGCGACUUUAUUCCUCAGAAGAUCGCUUAUAACAACCAGAGCGCUGACAUGGAGAAAGCUGGCUCGCUGGCGUCUAUUGCUGGUUGGGGUUCUACAGAUGCUUUCAGUGACAUUCUGGCUGGGGAUGCGAUAGUAAGGUCAGCUAAGAACUCGGAGACUCUGUUGGAGACAGAGGUGGUGUUACUAUCGAAGAAGAAUUGCAAGAAGCGCUGGCCGGAACGCUACCACCGCAUCAUCGAUGACUACAUGAUCUGCGGCAAAGAUGGGAUGGACACCGAAUCCAUGAGCAAAGCUUGCAGUGAACAAGAAGUAAAUUGCAAAGAGUUGACAUACUCCGAUGAAACAGAAGAUGAUUUGCGGAGGUCCGGGAUGAUAAUACAACCAGAUGACUUACAGCCUCUGGGAGGUCGGCGAUCCAAGCCCAUUUCCGGAGGGUUUUGUGAGAAUGACCACGGUGGACCAUUGGUAGUUGGUCACGGGAAGACAUCCACGGUGAUUGGUGUCAUGUCUGCAAGUCUCACCAGAGAGAAGACCAAUCAAUGCUACGGACCCUUCCUCUACACCAGCGUCUACAACAACCGACAUCUCAUCAGCUGCGCUAUCUAUAAGGAAAUGGGAGCGGCGUGCAGGAAACUACUAAGAGCGAGUCGAACUCAAAUCACUGAAACGUAUUUCUCCUGGAAAGCUCAUCCUGAUGGACCAUCAAAGGACAAAUUCAACGACAAGGGUCGAGAGCAAAUUGUCCUACGAGCUGAUGAUGAUGAUGAUGACAUCUUCAACGCAACUACCUUCAAAAUAAUACCAAUGAAUAGUACUGAAACCAAAGAAUAGUGGACGCA
Messenger RNA from Pectinophora gossypiella (pink bollworm), 1625 nucleotides. RefSeq lists its product as uncharacterized. The transcript is spliced from 11 exons. Lineage: Eukaryota; Metazoa; Arthropoda; Insecta; Lepidoptera; Gelechiidae. Gene Ontology annotation, biological process: proteolysis. The record is from RefSeq and is a predicted model, not a curated record. The coding region runs from base 262 to 1617 and encodes 451 amino acids. Gene Ontology annotation, molecular function: serine-type endopeptidase activity.